This is a messenger RNA of Dermatophagoides pteronyssinus (European house dust mite), 692 nucleotides long. Its product is annotated as proline-rich receptor-like protein kinase PERK9. The record is from RefSeq and is a predicted model, not a curated record. Lineage: Eukaryota; Metazoa; Arthropoda; Arachnida; Sarcoptiformes; Pyroglyphidae.
AUGGUAAUGGACCACCACAAAAUCCAUUACCAGCACCAGAUCCAAUUGGAGGUGGGGGAAGAUUUCCAUUGAUGAAUGGACAUCAACAUCCGCCAGCAAUAGCACCACUACCAGCACAACCACAACAACAAGUUAAUGGCAUAAGAUUACCAAUGUUAAGAGAUGGACCACCACAAAAUCCAUUACCAGCACCAGAUCCAAUUGGAGGUGGGGGAAGAUUUCCAUUAAUAAAUGGACAUCAACAUCCGCCAGCAAUAGCACCACCACAACAACAAGAUAAUGAUAUAAGAUUACCAAUAUUUAUAGACGUACCACCACAACAUCCAUUGCCGGCACCACGUCCAAUUAGAGGUGGGGUAAGAUUUCCAUUAAUAAAUGGACAUCAGCAGCCGCCACCAGUAGUAGCGCAAGUAGCACCAUUACCACCUCAACCACAACAACCACCGAUGCAGCAGCCGUCACCAUCCGUAUCACCGCCGCCAUCACCAGGAUCGGAUGCAUCAUCGCUAUCAGCAUAUACACCUUCACCUCCUAACUCUCCUCAACCAAUAUCAGAACAAUCAACAUCAGCAUUGCGAUCUUCACCAGCACGACAACGAUCACCACCAUCAUCACCACCACCAACUAGCAGGAGAAGAUUAAUGACAGAUAAUUUACAACCACAGCCAAUACCGGGUCCAUCAGGACAACAA